Molecule: messenger RNA, 2623 nt
Organism: Babesia bigemina
Lineage: Eukaryota; Apicomplexa; Aconoidasida; Piroplasmida; Babesiidae
Exons: 1
Source: RefSeq, a predicted model, not a curated record
CGAUCCUGUGUUAGAAUACGUUCAGAGACAACUCAAAGAUGCAACCAACCAGCCAACCAAAAGUCUAGUCAACCCCCCGCCCACCGUGCCACCCACCGACCCAGCCAACAGGCUAACCAAAAUCAAAGGUGACGUCGACAAAUUACUUGAACAUCUUAAAAAUAAUACUGAUGCACGUAGAAUUCAUAAUUACGAUCAUCCUUUCACCGUUAAACUUGCCUCCCUCAAAAACGCCACUAACGAUUUAUCCCCCUCCGCCUUCGCCAACCCCCGGCACCCGGAGCUGCUCGAUGCGGUCAAAAACGGGCUGCAGGGGUUUGUCGAGCAGAUGGGGAGGGUGUAUGUGAACGGGUAUGAUGGGCAUGAGGAGAAGGUGGAUAUGGGUAAAUUGGUUGAUACUGAUGGUAAAUUAACCGAUGACGGUAGAAAGUUGUCAAAAAUUUUCCUCACCUGUCUGCCGGGUCUGAACAAGAAUCUCAACCAUCUCCGGAAGCAAUGUGAUAACAGUCCGCAGGGAGCGUGGCGUGAUUUAGAUGUAUGUAUGAAGAAUAAAAACGACGAUAAUAAGCUGGGCCUCUGGUUCCACUGCCGUGGUUACAAGGUUUCCGAUACCAAGGACACCCAUAACGGCGAACUGAACAUUAAGCAAGGCGAGUCGCAUAACAGAAUUCACGGCCUUCUAGUUCACAGUACUAAAAAUGAAUAUAUCUUCAAAUCCGAUGAUGAUAGUGUUAAUGACCGUCCACUUAAGCAACUUUGCAAACAUCUUGAAACUUAUUACGCAGUCACCCACCUGCGACACAUCCCGUCACCUAAGGCACCGCGCAACGUGUAUCAGAUGCUCCAGUGGCUGAGUGGGCUGCAGUGGAAUAAUAUGUUUGGUGACUUAAAGAGGUAUUUCGAUAGAGUGUUUGCUGGUCUGAGAGAAGAGUACAAAUUGGCGCAAGAUGCGUUAGAGGUCAGCAUACCAGACGACCUGAAAGGUAUAGUCAGAGACAGAAAGCUCCGAUCAAGUUGCUUAUCCACUUCACUUCGCAAAGUUUGCGAGUAUUCUGAAGAAGUGUUAAUCGCGAUUCUCGGCCACGGUCAUGGCCAUCCGCAUAGCCGGUACGCAGUUGACUUUAGCACAAACGCGGAUAAACUCGACUAUCCCAGCAGCGUUGGUUCAUGUUUCGGUAUGCUUGUAGACAUCGCCGAAAGAGUGUACCAUCAACUGUGCUUCCUUCACCGGCAAUGCGAAAAUGACUCCAAAAGCGGCGGCUGGAAAGAGUGCUGGUAUGGUAAGCAGAUCGCCGGGUCAUCGUGGCAGUGCAAUGAGAAGCAAUGUGGUAACCAAGCAUGUCCCCAAAUAGCUGACCAAAAAGACAAGCAAACCGAUGACCAAAAUGCUGACCAAAGAUGCGAUCAGCACCCUAACUGCGGACUUAAGUCACCACUCCAAUCGUUCCUCGAAGAUGGUCUGGUAGGCUUCAUUCCGCACCAACUCACCAAGGUGGGUUGCGGAGUUAAGUGUACCCUUGGUGAUCACCGGGGCCUUCCUUGUAAGACUCCCAUGGGUUUAACCGACCUUAGCACUAUGGCGUCGCAUACAAAGAAAGGUGAGGAUCUCAAGAAAAUUCUAGAUGAGUUCUGUGGCCGAUCUACCGGUAACCUCAGCGUGCUGUGUGCCUUCCUCAAAUGUGUUCUCCAUACGCCUCCGCAGACGCUGGGUGAUAUGUUUGCGUUUUUCUACGGUUAUCUUGAUCACUGGAAAGGUGAGGGGGUUAAGCACAAACAGACAGCCUUCGAUGCCGCCGUCACAGACGCAUAUUUCGGCCAGGCUUAUGAGUUGGACCCAACCCCCUUGUUUGGUAGUAGUACCCAUCCAAAAAAACAUCCACAAGGUGACCUGUUCAGCAUCGUCAAAUGUACCGGCCAAGACGAAUCAAUAUGUGGCGUCUAUCUCCAGUCAUUAAGUUUUAAUACUUAUAACAUCUAUACUGUAUCGAAUAAUAAAUAUUACCUAUCGUGGAUUGUCUACCUCACAGAGACAUUCUAUCAAUUUCUCUGCAAACUUCGUGACGAGUGCUGCAAUAAUUGCAACAAGACAGGUACACGAUGCCAUGGUAAUAUGUGCGUGAAGGGCUGUAAAGUUCAAGAUGCAUAUAAAAAAGGGACGGGCUAUUGGUGGGAGGAGAGUACUCAUGAUGAUAAAUGCAAAUCCGUUUCUGAAUGUCCGCUAACUCUACCCACGUUGAACAAGUAUGGUUUUGCCUUCUGGAGUGCAUAUAGUCUCAGCAACAACAAGCAUCAUAAGCAUCAGAAGAGGACAUGUGAAGACUUUUGCAACGCGUUGCAAAAUGUACUCAACAAUGAAGAAUCAAAGAAACAUGCCCUGGCUGAAUUUGUAUUCAAGACCAUCCCCGAAUUCCUCUGGAAGAUUCGUGAAAAAUUCUUCUGGACCACCGUCUCCCUCUGGCUCCUCUCCCUCUUCUACCUCCUCCACAUCAUGGUCAUCCGUCUCGACCUGCUCCACAUCAAAUCGCAUCUACAUAGUCCCUCGAGUCAUAGGAUUGCCGCUCAAUCAUUACUCGCCGCCGCACGUGUUAACAAGCUUAACAGGGUGUUUUAUCUGCAACCAUAA